AUGAUCUCCUUCACUUCCAACCUCUUCACUCUCGCUCUCGCCUUCGCCGGCGCAAGCUUUGCCUCCGCGUCAGCUCUUCCGCGCCAAGUGACCUCUAACCAAGGAACUAUCAACGCCCCCACCUCGGGAUAUCUCGUCUCCUCUAACUCAUCCUUCCCCUUCUCCUACUCUGAUCGCAACUGGUGCGAGGACGGAUAUUCGCCCGUCAGCGUCUGGCUCACAGACUACGAGCCCACAACCACCAACUUGAACGCCACCGGUCAAUUUCCCGAGGGCAGCUACACGCGUUACUUUGGCCUGUAUACCAACCCCAACUUCGGUCUAUCGCCCCUGUCAGGUAGUCCUGCGCCACCUCCGAGUCUUUCCUUCCCAGAGACCGACGAGGCGACGCUCGACGCUACCCCUCUGUGGUGGCUUUCUGUCGUCGAAACCGCCACCAACUGCCCACCUGGGCUGCACAUCCCGCCACAAUAUGGGCUGACCUCUGUCCAGCUCACGUCCAACAACGUCGAGAAGUCCAAGUAA
Messenger RNA from Stereum hirsutum FP-91666 SS1, 525 nucleotides. RefSeq lists its product as uncharacterized. The transcript is spliced from 3 exons. Bases 1 to 525 code for a protein of 174 amino acids. NCBI's taxonomy places the organism in Eukaryota, Fungi, Basidiomycota, Agaricomycetes, Russulales, Stereaceae. The record is from RefSeq and is a predicted model, not a curated record.